CCGCGGGGUGCGCGCACGGGGCUCCUGCUGCAGGAGGGGAAGGCGCCGGGCGUGCCAGCCUCCUUUGUUUGUUUCUAAAACCACCCGGAUCUCCGCCAAACCGAGCGGAUCUCCGAAGAUCUCCGCCUCCCCGCGGACGGCCCCCGCCGCUCCCCCCUCAGCGGGGAGGCUGCCGCCGGCCGGCCCCGAGGCCUGCGCACUGCCGGGGCUGGGCCGCUCCGGGCCGUGCUGUGCUGCUGCUGCUGCUGCCGCCGGCCGCGGUGGGACAGGGGUGCGGGCGAGGCCCUCCCGCCGUGCCGGUGCCGGUGCCGGUAGCGGUGGCCGCUGAUGGAGGCGCCGCCGUCCCCGCUGGAGUCGGCCCGGUUCAUCGCGGGCCGCAGCCGGGACGUGUCGGUGUCCGAGGAGGGGGCGCGGAGGGUGGCGGAGGCCCUGUUCGACAAGGUGUCCUCGGCUGCCUUUAGCCUGGCGGGCUGGAAGGAGCUGCACGAGCUGAACCCCCGCGCCACCAGCGAGGAGGCGGUGAGCUGGGUGUUCCUGGUGGACACCCUCAACUUCUCCUUCUGGCCGGAGCGGGACGACCAGAAGUGCCUGGUGAAGUACAAGGGCACGGCCUACAGCGGGUACUGGGCGCUCUGCGCUGCCGUCAACAGAGCGCUGGACGAGGGAAUACCUAUUACCAGCGCCUCAUAUUAUGCCACCAUGACGCUUGACCAAGUCAGACAAGUAUUGCGCUCUGACACAGAAGUGCCCAUGCCUUUGAUCGAAGAGAGGCACCGGGUGCUGAACGAAAGCGGAACAGUUCUUCUGGAGAAGUUUGGAGGCUCCUUCCUCACCUGUGUUAAAAUGAGUGAGAACAGUGCCCAGAAACUACUACGCCUAGUAGUGGAAAACUUUCCUUCUUACAGAGAUGAGGCCGUAUUUGAGGAAAAAAAGGUUUCUUUCUACAAACGGGCACAAAUACUUGUGGCUGAUACAUGGAGUGUACUGGAAGGCAAGGGAGAUGGCUUUUUUGGUGACAUUUCUAGUCUGACUAUAUUUGCUGACUACAGAAUUCCUCAAGUUCUUGUUCACUUAAAAGCAAUGAAGUAUUCUGAAGAGCUAAUGAAGAAACUACGUGACGGAACCAUUUUCCAGUCUGGAGAUAAGGAGGAGGUGGAGAUCCGUGGUUGUUCAAUUUGGUGUUGUGCACUGAUUUGUAAGCACCUGCUGGAGCUCUAUGAGAAGAAGGGUCAAGACAUGCGCGAUCAGAUCAACGCAGUUUUACUUGAUUACUAUCUUUGGGACUAUGCCAGGGAUCACAGGGAAGAGAUGAAAGAUACUCCAUUUCAUCGCGUACGGUGUAUAUAUUAUUGAGUCCCAUCUGGUAUCUGUUACAGCUACUUUUUUAAUACAGUGGUUUCUCAUGUACUAAUUUAGAGCUUGCUAAAUCAACCAACGCUCACUUUCUGAUGUUACGUUACCUACUUAUGUAUUAUUUUUUGGAUCUUUCUCUAGCUGUGCCUGGAGUUAAUAGUGUAAAAUCAUGCUGGAAAAUCUGUAUUAAUACAGGUUUUACUGCUUCGG
Cygnus olor (mute swan) is the source of this 1563-nucleotide messenger RNA. RefSeq names its product chromosome Z C9orf64 homolog (gene QNG1). The transcript has 4 exons. The coding region runs from base 328 to 1353 and encodes 341 amino acids. Lineage: Eukaryota; Metazoa; Chordata; Aves; Anseriformes; Anatidae. The record is from RefSeq and is a predicted model, not a curated record.